GAUUUGCAUUCUGGACUAGAAAAGCUUGUCAGAAAAUAAUCACCACUAUAAGCAAUGCCUCUGGAUAUAGGUCAUCUUAGGUCCAUUAUAAAAGGGACCCCAGCUCCUGGCUCUCUCAUCCACUGUUUUUACCUUCUUCUCCUUGGGAACCAGCAGGUGCACCUCCAGUCCCAAGACAUGUCCUGCUGCGACCAGUGCGUGCCAUGCCAGCCCUGCGGCCCGACUCCUCUGGCCAGCAGCUGCAAUGAGCCCUGUGUCAGGCAGUGCCAGAACUCCACCAUCGUCAUUGAGCCCUCUCCCGUGGUGGUGACCCUGCCCGGACCCAUCCUCAGCUCCUUCCCACAGAACACCGCCGUCGGAUCCUCCACCUCCGCUGCUGUUGGCAGCAUCCUCAGCUGUCAGGGAGUGCCCAUCACCUCGGGCGGCUUUGACCUCUCCUGCAUUUCCAACCGCUACUGUGGCAGAAGGUGCACCCCCUGCUAAAGGUGCUGGACACUGGUCCCAGACAAGGUCCCCCUCCAAAUCACAGCAUGGCACUGGACAGCAGAACACAUGUUGUGCUGCUGCUUUUGCCCUGCAAGACAGACAGGACGGGGCCAGCUGGGCUUCGCUGACACCAUGGAGAAAGUCUACCGAUAUUCUCUUUUGCUCUCUCUUCCUAUCUAAUACCUUGGUUGUCCUUUUGCCUCAGAGCUCUCUGUUAGUACCCUCAAAACCAGAAUCGAGUGACUUGCAACCUCUCUUCUUUUCUUGGCCAGUAUGCGUGGGCCUGGUGGCAACGCUGUCGUAGGACUGGGGAACCGGUUCAUCUGUGUACCUGCUGCUCACCACACUUGCUGUCUGCACUUGCAGUGAUGUCAUUUCCCUCCUCUGACUCAUUAAACACUUGCUGCAUCCUC
Molecule: messenger RNA, 899 nt
Organism: Gallus gallus (chicken)
Lineage: Eukaryota; Metazoa; Chordata; Aves; Galliformes; Phasianidae
Gene: CBP8V2A
Product: feather keratin Cos1-1/Cos1-3/Cos2-1-like
Exons: 2
Coding region: 55-483 (142 amino acids)
Cellular component (GO): intermediate filament
Molecular function (GO): structural constituent of cytoskeleton
Source: RefSeq, a predicted model, not a curated record